Bursaphelenchus xylophilus (pine wood nematode) is the source of this 3402-nucleotide messenger RNA. Lineage: Eukaryota; Metazoa; Nematoda; Chromadorea; Rhabditida; Aphelenchoididae. The record is from the annotation of a GenBank genome assembly.
AUGAUUACCUAUCUAAGACAAGAAGCAAAAGAGCCAACAGCUGAAAAAUGCUGUUCCAAAUAUUUUCCGUUAUAUGUGAUCUGGCGUAAGUUCAACGUUUUAUUUAUCAAAACAAGCCAAUAAAUCAACAACCAUGAGUUUAUGGAGCUCAAGUUGAUCUCAACUAGCGAAAAUUCUACUUUGUAGGCCAAAUUGAUCUUACGCUUGUAAAUUCGUAUAAAAUUUUAAAUCUUAUGAGUCUUUUUAUGGCCAGAAAGUGUUCUUCUCUAAUCACUUCCCACGUUUCGCAAACAGUGGCGGACUUGAUCCAGUGGCCAAAAACAUACCAUUUUGCAUCCGGAGAGUGUCAAAAACCCGACAAAAUACCUCUACUUCCAACUUGGAAAACUUCAUUUUAAAGAGCGCGCCUUGUCUCUUACAAAAAGAGCUGCUAGGCUUUUGAAAUUGGAGUUUUUAUUCACUUGACGAGGGAGGUAUUUUACCACAUUUUUUAUACUUCCCGUAUGCAAAAUGGUUCUUUUUUUUGCCACUGGAUCAAGUCCAACACUGCAGUCACUCGGCUCCAUAGGUCGUCCAAUAUCUCGGUUUUAGUUGCAAAGCGCUAGUUAAAACUUCGAAUUGAUGUGUAGCCUAUGCCUGAGGUGCAUGCAAAGCUUAAAGAAAAUUUGAGGGUCGCACUUGUAACCUUUCCCUUGUACAGUGGGGGACCUGGGGCCUGUUUCACUAACAUAAAAAUAAAUAAAAGAGAAGUAGGGGGGAGCGAGAGAGCAUCGAAAACGCGUUUGCGAGCAAGAGAAACCGGACGAAAAGCAGAAGUAGCCUACUUUUGCGGGAGUGACUUUUUACGUCCAAAACCGCGGUUCGCGGCAGUAUUUUGGCCAUAACUUUUUUCUCAGUUGGUCUAGGAACACCCUUCAAAAUUUACAAUGAAGCUGACAGUUUCAGCUAUCACCAAGAUUAUUUUCAUUGCUGUGGUGCCAAAACCCGUCCUUAAAAAAAUCGUAAAGUACGCGUGCUUUCAUUUUUGAGAAAAUCGACUAAAUUUGAGCUUAAAAUUCCCAUAACUUGGAUAAAACUUUUCGGAUUGAAACCCUCCAAAAAACAACACAUAGAAUUUUUUAAGUAGUUUUAGACAAUAUGUGUUUUGAAUUCCUUUUAUAGCCCGGUGGACCGCUAAUUUUACAGUAGUACGGCCAACCAUCUCGUUUUUUCUUCUUCGCGGAAUAAAAACGCAUUUUUCUCACCAAUUUUUAUAAGAAUAAUUACAAAUUUCAUAUCAGUGUGUAGAGACGUUUCUUAGCUACAUUAUGUUUUUUGAGGGGUGGCGAUAUAUCAUAAAUUGAUAGAGUUACGGGCAAUUAAAUCAAGGUAACCUCCAUUUUUGACCAUAAAAAGUCGUUCCGAAAGGGGCGAACUUUUCCUCUUCCUUUGAUUUGAGGGCUCUUUUUAUGACAAAAAUGGAGGUAAAUUUGCCAUAACUCAGCCAUAAUAAGACCUACAAUUGGCCCUCUAAAAAAGCCUCAUAGAAAAAAAGACGGGCUAUCGAUUGGUAUAAAUUGAAGCGUCUACAUUUUGAAAUUGACCGAGAAAUAAAACAUUUCGUAUCUUCAGUGUAAAUGUACUCUGUACUUUAAGCUAUAUAACUAAUCUACUCUUGAAAAGAAAACAAUGAAAUUUGGAUAUGUUGUAGCCUCAACCGUCAGCUUUAUUUGGUUUUUUGAAGGGUGUUCCUAUACCAAUUGAGAAAAAAGUUAUGGCCAAAAUUCUGCCGCCAACCCCGGUUUUGGACGCAAAAAGUCACUCCGAAACAGAAGUAGGCUACUUCUGCUUUUCGUCCGGUUUCUCUCGCUCGCAAACGCGUUUUCGAUGCUCUCUCGCUCCCCCCUACUUCUCAUUUAUUUAUUUUUAUGUUAGUGAAACAGGCCCCUGAUCCAGUGGCAAAAAACGUACCAUUUUGCAUCCAGGAAACCUCAAAAAAUGUGGCAAAAUACCUCCUUCUCCAAGUGAAAAAAAUCAGAUUUCAAAUGCGCGCCCGAUCUGUUUGUGAGGAAAAAGGGCGCGCCCUUCAAAGCGGAGCUUUUUCACAUGGAGAGGGUAGAAUUUUGCCACAUUUUUGAUACUUCCUGUAUGCAAAAUGGUACGUUUUUUUGCCACUAGAUCAGGUCCCCCUAUAGUCUCUUCUCUGAGCCUUCAAAAGCCUCACAUCAAACAUUUAUCAGAGGUCGCCAGAACCACAAAAAAAAUCAAGAAACCACCAACUCCGAAAGCCAAUUACUGCAUCGAAAGUCUGGAAUCCGUUCAAAUUGCGCAACGUAACAUUCAAAUUAGCUGCAGUUACACAGAUUGAAGAGCGCGUGAAACGCAACUUUUUUGUUCGCUUCUUUCAAAAAAUGAGGCAGCCUAAACGCAGUGUUGUUACAGCCACUGGGCAUAAAAUCUCGAUAACUCCGUCGGGUCAGAUCAGUUUGACUUCGGAGCAGGCGAUUCGAGCGGAGAAUGAUUUCAGCGCCGUUGACGACUUGUUGUAUGAAUUGGGUAAGUUGCGCGGCCAGACAAAAGGUUGUGGUGAAAAAAAGCAUUAUACUACAGUGGAGGGACCUGAUUUAGUGGCAAAAAACCGUAUCAUUUUGCAUCCGGAAAGUAUCAAAAAUGUGGCAAAAUGCUUCCCUCUCCAAGUGAAAAAAAAAUCGUUUUGAAGGGCGCGCCUUUGCCCUCAAAAAAAAGAGUUGGCGCACUUUUGAAAACGGAGUUUUUUCACUUGAAGAGGGAGGUAUUUAACCCUAUUUUUUGAUACUUCCCGGAUACAAAAUGGUACGUUUUUUGCCACUGGAUUAGGCCCCCCACUGUAGAAAGUCGGGCUGGAAAUGUGGUCUAGAAAUCCCUACUGUAGGUCUGGAUAGGUCUAUAUGUUUGUGAUUUUUAAAAAGUUUUAAGAGUAACUUGAGCAUUGCGGACAUAUUAAUGUUGCUAGUUUUCGAAUGGAUAGCCUACAGAUAGUUUAAAAAAACAUAAAGCCAAAGUAUUAUUUUACCAAAAUAACGAGAAAUUUGUUUUUGGAAAAUUCGAAAAAAUUAAUGGCAUUUUCAGGAAUCACAAACCGCUACAUUUUAUUCAUCGUCCUCUCCAUGGGACUCUUUUGGGGUCUUGGCAUUAUGUCCGUAAUGUGCUCCGUAUUCUACGAAGCCGGCUUUACCUGCGAUCAUUAUGAUUACAACUGCGAAAAGGAGCGGUAUCGGAUCAAUACCAUCGAGGAUCAGGUAAGAAAUAGACCGAGUCUUCAGUUUAUUUCUAUAGUUUCACAUCCACGAUGGCUCAUUUUUAUCGGUGGACUGGUCAGCGAGCAUUUUCUUCGCUGGAGAUUUGGUUGGUGGGAUUUUAUUGUCGUAUUUGUCGGAUAUGUAA